AUGUGGCUGCCCUCAGCUCUUCUCCUUCUCUGCCUCCCAGGCUGUCUGUCACUGACGGGCCCUGGCUCUGUGGCGGGCACCACGGGGAGCUCUCUGCAGGUCCGGUGUCAGUAUGAGAAGGCAUACAAGGGGCAUAACAAAUAUUGGUGCCGAGGAAAGUAUGGCAGAGGGUGUCGCAAGAUUGUGGAGACCAAAGGAGAAGAGAAAGAAAAGAGGAAUGGCCGCGUGUCCAUCAGAGACCACGUGGAUAACCUGACCUUCACAGUGACCAUGGAGAACCUCAACAUGAAUGACGCUGGAUCCUACUGGUGUCGAAUUCAGACCAUCUGGAUCCUGGACGUGCUGUCCUGGGACCCCUCGGUCCAGGUUGAGGUGUCUGUUUUCCCAGCACCAAGUACCACCCCAGGGAACACCGCCUGUCUGGCUGUACCGGACACCCUCCAGACAGUGAAUGAUGGACAGAACCUCAGCACCAAGGAGAUGUUGACCCACUGCCCGGGGUCCCGGCUCAGCAAUAUCCACUUCCUGCUCCUGGUCUUCCUGAAGCUGCCCCUGUUCCUGGGCAUGGUCGGGGCUGUCCUCUGGGUGAACAGACCUCAGAGGCACCCUGGAGGAAGGGAGAGACAGCUUGACCCUGGAAGUCCACCGCCGCUCUUCCUCUCGGAGGAACGGAUGCAGCAGAAGGUGGGCUUGGUGGACCCCUGGACACCCGGCCCAUGGUGCUUGAACCCUCAGAGUGGGCAGAAGAGGUCUGAACACCCGUUAGAAGACAGCGGCUCCCCUGCUGAAAAUAAGAAAAUGAGUUCCUUUCAUCGCGAUCAGAGGGCGUGCCUGGGAGUAGACCUCAAGGCACAGAUCCUGGCGGUGGAAUCUCAUGGUGACCGAGGGGGAGUCUUUCGACCAGGGGCUUAA
Budorcas taxicolor (takin) is the source of this 912-nucleotide messenger RNA. RefSeq names its product CMRF35-like molecule 2. NCBI's taxonomy places the organism in Eukaryota, Metazoa, Chordata, Mammalia, Artiodactyla, Bovidae. Gene Ontology annotation, cellular component: plasma membrane. Gene Ontology annotation, molecular function: transmembrane signaling receptor activity. The transcript is spliced from 6 exons. The record is from RefSeq and is a predicted model, not a curated record. Bases 1 to 912 code for a protein of 303 amino acids.